CAUUUUGAAAUUUUCUCAAUAUUUAUUCCGUAAUUAAUUAAAAUGUAUAAACGAAGAGCUCACGAGAAACAGGCUCUGUAUGUAAAAGAAAUAGCUUAUCUCUUAGCAACGAUAAACAGCUGAUUUCGAGGCGGAGUAACGUAUAUGUGUCGCUUGUUACUUGGCCUCGACAUUAGCUCACAGGCAGUGAAUUUUGAAACACAGGCCAAAGUUCAUUGAGUUCUUUUCUCUGCUGAUGUUGCUCUGCUCUGCUGGCUACGUUCAACGGAAUAAAACGUUCUGUGAACAAUUCUUAGAUCCAGGUCAAUCACAUGGACAAAUUACUUAACGAUUGUAUUCGCUGAAUGCACUUAAUAUCUUCUCUUUCUCUCUCUCCAUCGUUAUUUUUUUUUUAAGUUUAAAUCUUCCCUCUUGCCUUCAAAAUCAUAUAAAAUGUUUAUUAUUAUAAAAUCGACACUAUUUAUUUUUCUGAGCAUAUUUACGGGGAUUUUUGUUUUUUAUAUUAAUUUUGCCUACAUAACGGAUACAUAUUUUCAAUGGAUAUUCAACAAUAAUGUUCGAGAUAUGCAACAAUAUGAUUAUAUUGUCGUUGGUGCUGGUAGUGCUGGUGCAAUUCUAGCAUCACAUUUGGCAGAAGAUAAGAAUAGUGUAUUAUUGUUGGAAGCAGGUGGUAGUGCACCACCUUUGCUUAGCAUACCACUUUUAGCACCAAUAAUACAAAAAACUGCUUAUGAUUGGCAAUAUGUUACUGUACCUCAGGAACAUUCGUGCAAAAGUUUGGUCAAUAACCAAAGCAUAUGGCCCAGAGGUAAAAUUCUUGGAGGAUCAAGCCGAUUAAAUUAUAUGGCUUAUGUAUUAGGGCAUCGGCUGGACUAUGAAGGAUGGUUUCCAGACUUUUUACAGACAAUUGCUGAGCACAAUGAUUCAAUAAGUACAAGUGAAUUGAGAUGGCAUUCUAAUUUUGCCGAUGUAGUCCUAGAGGCGAUAAAAGAAUUAAAUCACGAUGUAGGUGAUAUGAAUACGAAACUAGACAUAGGUUUCAUGAAAGCUCGGCUAACAAUGGAAAAUGGUGAAAGGUGGAGUACGGAUAAAGUACUAUAUAAAAACCAUAAUCAUGCUUUAACUAUAUUAACUUACGCACUUGCAACUAAAAUAUUGGUGAAUGCUGAUAAAGCUGAGGGAAUUGAAUUUAUUAGAUUUAAUAAUAAAUAUACUGCCACGGCGAAAAAAGGAAUUAUUCUAAGUGCUGGUGCAAUUGAAAGUCCAAAAUUACUAAUGUUAUCUGGCAUUGGACCGAGAAAAUAUUUAGAAGAUCUUAAUAUUCAUGUAAUCAAUGACUUGCCAGUUGGUCAGAAUUUGGUAGAUCAUAUAACGAGUGGUGUUGAUUUGGUCACUCUUAAUGCAAACAUUGGAUUGAAUCUACUUGAAAUGUUGAAUCCUAUAUCCGCUUUUAAUUACUUUCUCUUUGGGAAAGGUCCAUGGACAUCAUCAGCAAUUGAGGUAUUAGGAACAUUCCAUAGUGUUUUAAACAAUAAAUCUGCAGCACCAGAUUUGCAAUUAUUAAUGAUUCCUCUUGGUAUAAAGGAUCAUGGUAUUCUGUUUAAAAGAAUAAUGGGAAUUUCUGAUGAGGUCUAUGCCAAAUACUUCUCUUCCCUUUCACAUAAAAAUACAGUAAUAAUCGCGCCUGUCUUACUGCACCCUAAAAGUAGCGGAGAGAUACGAUUACGAAGUAACGAUCCCUUUGACGAACCUCUAAUUAAUCCGAAAUAUUUGUCCAAUAAAGACGACGUUGAAGCUCUCAUAGAAGGUUUGUAUUUCGUAAAGGAGCUCUUGGAAACGAAUGCUUUGAAAGCCUGCGGCGCGUCCCUUAACAGAGAACCCUUCCCCGGUUGCGAAAAUGAAAUAUUUGAUACUAGGGAGUACUGGAGAUGUUAUGUACGACACUUGACACUAACGUCUUAUCAUCCAGCCGGUACAUGUCGCAUAGGCGAUGUCGUCGACACGUCGUUCAAGAUUUACAAUAUGACAAAUUUGUACGUCGUGGACGCGUCGGUCCUGCCGUCGCUACCGAGCGGUAAUACCAAUGCAGCUGUGAUUGCUUUGUCACAAAAAGCCGCCCGUAUGUUUAGAAGUGGAAAAACAAAAGAAAAAGAAACAUAAAGAUAACGCAGAUGUCCUCUGACUUUAUUUUUUUAUAUAUCUUGUAAUACUGUGCGAAAUAUAUUUUACAAAAUUAUAAUAAAAAGUCUUUAUUACAAAGAA
Odontomachus brunneus is the source of this 2262-nucleotide messenger RNA. RefSeq names its product glucose dehydrogenase [FAD, quinone]-like. The record is from RefSeq and is a predicted model, not a curated record. NCBI's taxonomy places the organism in Eukaryota, Metazoa, Arthropoda, Insecta, Hymenoptera, Formicidae. Bases 433 to 2160 code for a protein of 575 amino acids. The transcript has 12 exons. Gene Ontology annotation, molecular function: flavin adenine dinucleotide binding; ecdysone oxidase activity.